This is a messenger RNA of Centrocercus urophasianus (Greater sage-grouse), 5307 nucleotides long. It is a transcript of the gene TLK2, whose product is annotated as tousled like kinase 2. The record is from RefSeq and is a predicted model, not a curated record. Lineage: Eukaryota; Metazoa; Chordata; Aves; Galliformes; Phasianidae. The transcript is spliced from 21 exons. The coding region runs from base 677 to 2929 and encodes 750 amino acids. Gene Ontology annotation, molecular function: protein serine/threonine kinase activity; ATP binding. Gene Ontology annotation, biological process: peptidyl-serine phosphorylation; intracellular signal transduction; chromosome segregation. Gene Ontology annotation, cellular component: nucleus.
UUACGUUUUAUGAUUCUUCACACAGCCAUGCUUGUUUGGUCGGUUGUUUCUGAACCUCUCAAGUGAUGGCAUCCAUGGCAUCAGAUUGCUGAGAGGUACCCCGGGUACAUCCAGUGUAGAGAUGCAGCUGGGGGUAUCCAGUACUUCGUAACAGAGAGAUGUAAACAUGCAUCAUUUUCCUCUGACAAUCCCUUUCCGUGCUUGGAAGAAGCAGAGCUGUUGUCAGUGAAAUCUGGAGUUUUGGGAGACCUGUUUUAGGGGUUGGCCAAAAAUAAAUUCUGGGAUGAGGAUCUUUGCUUUUUUCUCCCAGUCGUGCAGGAUGGAUGGGAAGCUGUGAAGCCUUUAGUCAUAACCCUCUGGUCCUGUGUUUUCCUUUUAAUAAAGCAUCCAGUGGGAGAAUGUGACAUAAUUGGUUUCUUGGAUUAAGAGAUCUUGAAAUGGCUGGUGCUACAGAGAGAAGAUGAACCUCUCCAUCAGGGUUGUGGUUUACGUACAGUGAUAUGGUGACAAAAUCAUGCUGUUAUUGCAUGGCAAUCUCGUAUUUCUCUUGCAAGAAAAUGCUCUCUACGUGGUUAUGAAAACAGGCACUUUUGAGUCUUGUCAGUGGCACGGGAUCUUAAAUCUCUCCUUUCCUUGCAUUGCAUAAUCUGAACGUUAUUCUCCCACAGCAGCAGAAAUGAUGGAAGAAUUGCAUAGCCUGGACCCACGAAGGCAGGAACUACUGGAGGCCAGGUUUACUGGAGUUGGUGUUGCUAAGGGUCCAUUAAAUAGCGAGUCUUCCAACCAGAGCUUAUGCAGCGUGGGUUCUCUCAGUGAUAAAGAACUGGAGACUCCUGAGAAAAAACAGAAUGACCAGCGGAAUAGAAAAAGGAAAGCAGAAGCGUAUGAGACCAGUCAAGGAAAAGGCACUCCUAGAGGACAUAAAAUUAGUGACUAUUUUGAGUUUGCUGGGGGAAGCGGCCCAGGAACCAGUCCUGGUAGAAGUGUGCCACCAGUUGCCAGAUCAUCACCGCAGCAUUCCUUAUCCAACCCCUUACCACGGCGAGUGGAGCAGCCGCUGUAUGGGGUAGACGGCAGCACAGCAAAGGAACCGCAGGAGGAUCACUCUGCUCUGCCAACGCUGAUGUCGGUGAUGCUGGCGAAACAGCGGCUAGAGAAUGAGCAGCUGGCACAGAGGGGAGGUGGCCUCUGCUUUACUUUUGUCUCGGCCCAGCAAGGCAGCCCAUCUUCUACGGGAUCAGGGAACACUGAGCAUUCCUGCACUUCCCAAAAACAGAUUUCCAUCCAGCACAAACAGUCACAGUCGGACCUCACAAUGGAAAAAAUAUCUGCACUAGAAAACAGUAAGAACUCUGACUUGGAGAAGAAGGAAGGGAGGAUAGAUGACUUGCUAAGAGCCAACUGCGAUUUGAGACGGCAGAUAGAUGAACAACAAAAGAUGCUGGAGAAGUACAAGGAGAGGUUGAAUAGAUGUGUAACGAUGAGCAAGAAGCUCCUUAUAGAAAAGUCAAAACAGGAGAAGAUGGCGUGCAGAGAUAAGAGCAUGCAGGAUCGAUUGAGGCUGGGCCACUUCACCACGGUGCGGCACGGGGCGUCCUUCACUGAGCAGUGGACAGAUGGCUAUGCCUUCCAGAACCUCAUCAAGCAACAGGAAAGGAUAAAUUCCCAGCGAGAAGAAAUAGAAAGGCAACGAAAAAUGUUAGCAAAACGGAAGCCACCUGCCAUGGGCCAAACCCCCCCAGCAAGCAAUGAGCAGAAGCAGCGCAAGAACAAAACCAACGGAGCAGAAAAUGAAACGUUAACGCUAGCAGAGUACCAUGAACAGGAAGAAAUCUUCAAACUCCGACUGGGUCAUCUGAAAAAGGAAGAAGCAGAGAUCCAGGCAGAGCUGGAACGGCUAGAGAGGGUUAGAAAUCUACAUAUCAGGGAAUUGAAAAGGAUACACAAUGAAGAUAACUCACAAUUUAAAGACCAUCCAACGCUAAACGAUAGGUAUUUGUUGCUACAUCUUCUGGGUCGAGGAGGCUUCAGUGAAGUAUAUAAGGCAUUUGAUUUAACAGAACAGAGAUACGUAGCUGUGAAAAUACACCAGUUAAAUAAAAACUGGAGAGAUGAGAAGAAAGAAAACUAUCACAAACAUGCGUGUAGGGAGUACAGAAUUCACAAAGAACUGGAUCAUCCUCGAAUAGUUAAGCUAUACGACUACUUUUCACUGGACACUGACUCGUUUUGUACAGUGUUAGAAUACUGUGAGGGAAACGAUCUGGACUUCUACCUGAAGCAGCACAAGUUAAUGUCGGAGAAGGAGGCGCGAUCCAUUAUCAUGCAGAUUGUGAAUGCUUUAAAAUACCUAAAUGAAAUCAAACCUCCCAUCAUACACUAUGACCUUAAACCAGGUAACAUUCUUCUAGUCAAUGGUACUGCAUGCGGAGAGAUAAAAAUCACAGAUUUUGGGCUUUCCAAAAUCAUGGAUGAUGACAGCUACAACUCUGUUGAUGGCAUGGAGCUGACGUCGCAGGGGGCUGGUACUUACUGGUAUUUGCCACCAGAAUGUUUCGUGGUUGGGAAAGAACCUCCAAAGAUUUCAAAUAAAGUUGAUGUCUGGUCAGUAGGGGUCAUCUUCUAUCAAUGUCUCUAUGGCAGAAAGCCCUUUGGCCACAACCAGUCACAACAAGAUAUUCUCCAGGAGAACACGAUUCUGAAAGCUACCGAGGUGCAGUUCCCUCCAAAGCCAGUAGUCACACCAGAAGCAAAGGCAUUUAUCAGGCGUUGUUUGGCCUACCGAAAGGAGGAUCGGAUAGAUGUCCAGCAGCUGGCCUGUGACCCAUACUUGCUGCCUCACAUCCGCAAAUCUGUAUCCACAAGCAGCCCAGCUGGAGCUGCGAUUGCAUCAACCUCUGGAUCGUCCAAUAACAGCUCUUCAAACUGACACAGAGUAAUAGGCCAAAAACUGCUUGAGAAACCGGCAAAAAGACUUUCAGAAACGGCUUUGGAGUAGAGGAAUCCGCAAGGGUCUUGAGAAACCUGUACCAGGUGCUUUUUUUCUCUUGCUUUUUUCCAUCCAUAGAGCAUGACAACAUCUAAUCUCAUCAAGGAAACCUUCGGCAUCUAGGCCAAGCCAUGUGGAUAGGAGGUGGCUUGAGGUUUGUCCAGCAAAUGACCACAAAGUGUGGCUGCUCUGAACAAGGAGGGGAAACUCAAGAAAAUAUAACAAAACAAAACAAAAGACGUGGUUCCACGUACUGUGAACUUCUGAACAUGCAGCCUUGGGGAAUCCAGGACGCCGUGUGUGCUUCAUAUGAAGAAUGUGGACAUUGGAAAAAAAGACUGGUCGAGUCCAGUGUUGAUAUUUAAACAUUGUUCUUUUUCUUUUAAUAAAGUUUAGGUAACAUCUCCUGAAAAGCUCGAAGCACCAAGGUUCAGCUGGGGAUGGUAUAUGACUCUUUGCCCUUUGGAGGGGAAAAAAGUUGAUCCUGCCUGUUCAUGGCACUAGCGUUAGUGUUUUACCCCUAAUUAAUUUCAGUUUUUUAAAAAUAACAAUUUUUUGGAAGAAAACAGUUUUCUGGUCUCAAAGUGAAACCCGUAUUAACAAGCUGAUGGCAUUCUGCAGCUUUCUGCUCCCUUGGGGUGGCCUCUGACAAAUCAUUCACCUUCUCAGGAAGGCGGUGAAGCUCACAGGCAGGCCUGCAUGGAUCUCCUGUGCUCAGAGUGGAUUACAGUCCAGACUGCCACCAGGUUUUCAGCUGCUGCUUCAUCGCUCUCUCAACGGUUGCACCUUUUUAAUUUAUUUGAAGUGCUGUUCUUUCUGAAAACACCCCCUGACGUGCUCAUAAUCUGCUCUCUGCUCUUGUGAGCAUGAUAUCUGGUGACUGCUGAGGAGGCAGGCAGCGAACAGGAAAGAAUUGGAGCUCAGCUCAGUCGAUCACAGGUGUAAUCUGUGCUCGCGCAGUGCUGUGCUUAUCUCACUCAUGUUACAGAAAUCCAAAGCUGAAGAAAGAAGGCUUGUCUUGUUCUUCUCACUUAGGUGACUUGGCAGGAAAGCUUCCUCUCUCCCUUAGCAUUUUCCUUUUAAAACUUGCUGACUUUUCUAACUUGCUGCCAUCGCAGCACCAGAUCGCGAGUGGAAGGGAAGGAGACGAUGUUCUAGAAGGGAACAAAUCUCCUCGUUAUUUCUGUCGCCCUUCUGUAAGCUGCCUGGAGGGGGCUUGCACCUCCAGCUGGAAUCUGCCUGCUGGCAAACAUCAGCCUGUUGUCCCCACCGUGCCCCUUUCCCCCCUGCAUUGAAGGAGGACUGAAAACACCGAAAAGUGCAGCGCUUGAACAUGUGGCAGCCAGCUUGGAGCGUUCCUAACAUGUGGCAGCAGCCCCUGGCCAGGCAAAUUUAAAGAUGCAGUAUUCAAGAACAAAGUUUUUCAAGGGAGAGAGGCGGUGCCACUGCUGCCUUCCAGGGCCUUGUUUAAAGAACAGGUGAUCCUAUGCACGGGGCUGUUGCAUGGCACCUCCAGGUUGCUCCUGCAGCUCCAGCAGCGUGUGGGCAUGAAGUGCCUGCGUGGUGCCUUGUGGCAAGCAGUGCUGUCAGCUUUGCACUUUCUGAGGGAACUUGCACUUGCCUGCCUUACUGGAAGCCAUCCUCUGCUAACAUGUGUUAUUUGUUCUGAAAAAAAAUGAGUAAUUAAGCAAAUUGAUCUGGGAAGCACGGAACCAUGCUUUGAUUUUUAUUGCAGCUGUUUGAAGGUGGUCUCCCAACUGUUGUAUUUGAAACAAAAGAAAUAUUGCAUCUUUAAAUACUCGGCCAUCAUUCUGUGGUCCUUUUAUCCUCGCUGGUCUGUUCCAGAAAUAACUGUUCAGCCAGCAGUGAUUCCACGUAUCUGUAGGGCAAAAUCAAGGUUGUUGCUUCAUCCUGUUUGCUGCCAUGGCUGAUCUGGUGCCUGUCCCCAUAGGGGAGAAUUCUAAAAGGGUUUUUUAUAUCCCAGCCCUGUUGUUCCUUGGCCAUACAGUGUGUGCUAUCUCUGUGGGUGUGAGUAGUUUUGUGUCCGAUGCAUUUAUUCCUGCUGUGUGACACCCAUUCAGGGCCUGGGGACAGCAUUAGCCUUUUCUGGGGCUGAAAGCAGUAAAGAACCCUGGUAGAAUUCCAGCUGCAGCACCUUGUUAGCACGGGUUUCACUUCCAAUAACAGACCCUAUUGCCACACUGUUCAUUUACUUAAAGAGAAGUGUAUGAAGAAUUUGUAACUUAAACCAGGCCAGACUGUUUUGGCUCUACCCAACAGAUGAGACAUGGAUAUUAAAAUAAGUUUUAAGAAACUGA